GUUUUCAGUUUUCUAAAUCACAUAUUACAAUAGAUUUCACGGUAAUUAAAAUGAAUGCAUAUGUUUAAAUAACAAGGAUGAAGACUUUUUUGAAGAUUCUCGUUUUUACAAUUUUUUGUCUGGUGGCUGGAGAUUCAAAUUCCGUCUGUAAGACCUGCACUGCAGAUAUUGUAGGCGAAACAUGCCAAGUCACUUGUCCAAACCUUCCUAGAUGGACCGUGACAUGCGCUUGUAGUACAGAUACCCCUCACAUUGAUCAUCAUAGCAUUCGGAAUGCCAGUGAAAUAAAAUGUGAUUGGGACGACGUCAGCCAUUGUGGUCCCAAGGAAGUCGAGUUCAAAACAUUUGUCAUCACCUCGGGAAUUCUGGUCAUCGUUGUUCUAUUCCUACUUGGAUCAACAAUUUAUUUAUUGAUUCAAAAUUCCAGGCGAAGGGUAACAUCGACAUCAAGUCCGAGUGAAUUCACAAACAGGACCUCUAUGGAAAUGAUGGAACAGAAAAGCAAUAACAACAAAAUCGUUAUUGAUGGUUUGGAUAACCAAACUAACGAAACUGACGACAAUGCCGAACCCAGAUAUCACCCUUCACCGACAAACAUUGAACCAACUAACGCAGAGGAAAGAGGACCGUUCCCUGUUCCACGAGGAAAACAACAAAAAGGAAAAGCAAUUAAAUACAAACAACAACCGACCAGAUUCGUACAAAUAGGCCCUGAUUUCGAACCUCAAGCUAUAACACCUCCACCCCAAGCUCCAUCCCGUCGUAAACGAAAUGUAAACCCGGAAGCGUUACCGGAAACAAACAAACCAAAAUACCAAACCCUACCGCAAUUUCAAACAUCUCAAUUGGACUCAGCACUCCCUUCUUUUUCAAUCCCUUUUAAUCGGUUCCGUGGAAAGUCUGCUGGCUCGGAAGAGGGAUAUGAUAACGACCCCGUUCCUUCGCCUCCCUUGUUUCCCCCUCCUCAACUGCCCCCAGUAUUUCCACCCUAUGAUGCACCUCAACCCUUUCCUCGGAAUACAAAGCAAACAGAUUCUGACAGCGAAUCCAGCCAUUAUUACGAAGAUGCUGAUCCCGUGACUGGACUUAAACAAAAUCAGCACGAAGACGAAGAAGAAAUCUUUGACAAUUAAGGAUCGAAUUGGAAUCAUUUGAAUGUAGAAAACAGACUGUAUUUAUUCAUAAAAAAUUAAUGCCAAUUUCUUCUGUAUAAAAUUGCUAAACUAAUUUUUUUAGACAGUUUGUAUAUGCGCAUUUUUUAUCGUAAAAGUAGUGCUAGGCGAAACUUAUAAACAUAAAAUCAGUAAUACGAAUAUAGCAGAUUGCCGACAAACGUUUUUCAAUAUUUGAUUCUUCAAACUUUUUCUUAAUUAUAUUCAAAUCUUGUCCAAACAGAUUUUAAGGUCAAAAUUUUCACCCUAUGGGUAAAAUAGGGUCUAGAAUAGUCACAACCUAUUUAUCAAUGAAUUAUCGAUAAUCUAUUUUGUUAUUCAGUCUAUUGAGUUGGGGUAAUCUAAAUAAAUCCACGUAAACAUUAAUUCAAAUACCUUUUUUAAAUUCCUUCAGCAAAAUAUUCAGUUUUGGUAUAGACCAGGGGUUCCCAAGCUUUUUUCAGGACGACCCCCAAAACAACUUUCAAGUGUCUAGUGCAACCCAAGGUCAAUAUAUAUGUAUUU
Molecule: messenger RNA, 1676 nt
Organism: Styela clava
Lineage: Eukaryota; Metazoa; Chordata; Ascidiacea; Stolidobranchia; Styelidae
Source: RefSeq, a predicted model, not a curated record